CCUCCACGAUGACGUCGUUACCCGGAAGCAAAGAGCUGGCCGCUUUGUUUUGUUUUGGUUGUAUCUCGGAACGAGAGGCUUGACGGCUACGAGGAACCGGCCGGGAGGGAGAACCCGCUCGCUAAAUGGGGCGAGGAAUACCGGGGAUGGAAGAUGACGAACCGAGAGCCGACGCCUGCAGGAUGCCGAGUUUUACGAGACGGACAGAAACUUCCUCCGCGGACGGCAAAGUUGAGCCGUCGGUCGGAGAUUUGAGCCGCCGCGUCGCCAGGACGAACUCCCGGUUGUCCCUCGACGGCGGCGAGCGGCACUGGGAGGAGAGGAGCGGCGCGGAGGGGAAGGAUGCGCGGGGCAACAACAACAACAACUGCAACGGCAGAGGAGAGAGGAGGAGGGCGAGCGCCGUGGAGAUUUUGAGGCGGAAUUUCGGCGUUUCAAAGUCCCCGUCUUUGUGUUUCAACGCCAACAGUCGGAUGCAGCGCGGCGCCGAGCACGAACGGCGCGAGGCAAACGUCAACGGCGACGUUUCGAACGGCCAUGGGGCCGAACGCGGCGCGCGUGACAAGUCGCAGCGAGAAACGGGCGAAGCGGUGGAUGAAAGCGAGCCAGCCCUUAGCGACUCGGCGACUUCGGAUGGAAGGGGAGUCGAACUUGUGACCGUGACAAGCCUGCGACGUCAUCGACGUGACGGCGGCAACAACGCCGACACUUUAGGGGAGUCGUCUAAAGAACACGUCUACUGUACUGUUUAUUGCAUCGCCAACGAAAGUCAUCGAAAAGACGGUGAAAUAACGGACGAUGACGCGGUCGCGUCGGACGCGCCGGACGCGGACCCGGAGACGGGACGUGGCGCGGGUUCGAGUCCCCGACCGACUGCGUACACGUUGGACGACCUGGUGGCUCCUUUCGGCGGAGUGGCCCUGCGGCGGCUGUCCACGGAGCAGGCCGGUGCCGAGGCAACGACGCAGGGUUGCCGGGUGUGCCUGGAAGAGAAAACCAUCGCACCCUUGCCCUGCUGCAGGAAGGCCGUGUGCGACGAGUGCCUGGAACUCUACGUCAGCUCCCAGGUGCGAGUGGCCAAGUCGUACAUCGGCUGUCCGAUCCCGGAGUGCAGCGGCUACCUGGAGGAGGGCCUGGUCACUUCCCGUCUGUCCGACGAGGACGUGGCCAAAUACCGGUACUUCUUGGAGCUGAGUCAGCUGGACUCGAGCACCAAACCCUGCCCCCAGUGCAGCCGCUUCACCUCCCUGAAGGGGAGCAACCUCAACCCCUCGGAGCACAAGUACAAGAUCCAGUGCGACACCUGCCAGUUCGUGUGGUGCUUCAAGUGCCACGCGCCGUGGCACAGCGGGGUCAAAUGUCGCGACUACAGGAAGGGAGACAAGCUGCUGCGAGGCUGGGCCAGCGUCAUCGAGCACGGGCAGAGGAACGCCCAGAAGUGUCCGCGGUGCAGGAUCCACAUCCAGCGGACAGAGGGAUGCGACCACAUGACGUGCACGCAGUGCAACACUAACUUCUGUUACCGCUGUGGAGAGCGAUAUCGACACUUACGGUUUUUUGGAGACCAUACAUCAAACCUCAGCGUGUUCGGGUGCAAGUACCGCUACCUACCUGAUAAGCCUCAUCUGAGACGGCUAAUUAGAGGGUCGGUCUGUGGCACCAAGGUGCUGAUAGCUCCAGUGGUCAUUCUGCUGGUCAUGGUGCUCGGAGCUCUGGCGCUGGUGAUAGGUCUGGUGGUUUUCCCGGUCUACUACGUGUGUAAGAGGAGGAAGAAGCAGCAGCGCACACAGGGCUCCGGACGGUGGAUCUGAACCGAGGGGGGGGUGGGGGG
Messenger RNA from Pungitius pungitius (ninespine stickleback), 1831 nucleotides. It is a transcript of the gene rnf217, whose product is annotated as ring finger protein 217. The transcript is spliced from 7 exons. The record is from RefSeq and is a predicted model, not a curated record. The coding region runs from base 126 to 1811 and encodes 561 amino acids. Gene Ontology annotation, biological process: ubiquitin-dependent protein catabolic process; protein polyubiquitination; positive regulation of proteasomal ubiquitin-dependent protein catabolic process. Gene Ontology annotation, cellular component: cytoplasm; ubiquitin ligase complex. NCBI's taxonomy places the organism in Eukaryota, Metazoa, Chordata, Actinopteri, Perciformes, Gasterosteidae. Gene Ontology annotation, molecular function: ubiquitin protein ligase activity; ubiquitin conjugating enzyme binding; zinc ion binding.